Messenger RNA from Menidia menidia (Atlantic silverside), 4851 nucleotides. The record is from the annotation of a GenBank genome assembly. Lineage: Eukaryota; Metazoa; Chordata; Actinopteri; Atheriniformes; Atherinopsidae.
AUGAUCCAGAGCAGCAGCUGUGAGCGGCGGCCCCUGAGGGCCCCUCUCCCCAUAGCCCUGCUCGGUAAACACUCAGCUGAGAGCAGGCGAGCUCAGCUGGAGCCAGGAGCUCCACUCUUCCUCUUCAAAUGCUGUCACUCCUGCUUCAGGAAAGGCCACAAUGUGGUGACCAGCCGGGAGAGGAGGAGGAAGGCACAGCAGCCGGAGGAAGGAGAGGAGAAGGAGGGAGGCUCCGGGAGGGAGGCGAUGGCAGGACAUCCAGACGGCAGCCUGCAGGACGGAGCUCACAGGAUGAAGUCCAACAUGGUCCGAGUGUUCCUCAGCUCCACCUUCACAGAUAUGAGCAGCGAGAGGAGAGCCCUGCUGGAGAAGGCCUACCCAGAGGUCCUGAGCUUCUGCCGCAGCCUGGGGCUGCUCUUUGAGGUGGUGGAUCUGCGAUGGGGGAUGAAGAACGUCCCGUUUGGGGACCACGAAGUCCCUGAGAUCUGCCUGCAGGAGCUCCAGAUGUGUCAGAGGACUUCGGCCGGCCCUGCUUUCACUGGCCUGCUGGGGAACCGAUACGGCCACCGGGCUCUUCCUCGUCUCAUCGAGGAGAAACAGUUUGAGGUCCUUCUGUCCAAACUCUCCAAGAACCCCGAAGGCGUCGGGCUGCUGACACAGUGGUACUUGAAGGACGCCAACGCCGUCCCGCCGACCUACGUCCUGCAGCCAAUCACAGCCCACUUCCCCCACUACUGCGACCUUCGACCUGCGAGCAGCCCGCAGCGUGACAACCACGUGCUCUCCUGGCGUUUCACAGAAGGUCGGCUUCUGGAGCUGCUGCGCUCGGCAGCCGCCGCCGCCGAGGCCGCCGGUGACAUCACAGCCCAGCAGAAGCAGGCCUUCUUCACCUCGGGCACGGAGCAGGAGCUCCAGCUGGGUCUGUGGCAGGAUGGCGGCGAACGCUCGGCCCUGCUCUUCAUGCGGGAGACGCCUCGGCAGAGGUUCAAGGGCGGAGGCAAAGGUCUCUCCAGGUUUGCGGACGUCACUGCGGACGGGCUGCUGGACGCCGAGGCCCGGGCGCUCCUGGCCGCCCUGAAGGGCCGCCUGACCGCCCUGCCGGCGCCGCACAGCCUCCAGCUGCACGGCGUGGAGCUCAGCCGAGGCGCCGUGGACCCCAAGCUCAGGGAGCACGCCCGCUACCUGGACAGCGUCUGCCAGCAGUUUGUGGCGCACAUGAAGGCUCAGGUCAGCGCGGCGGCGGAGGCGGCGGGACGCGGGAAACCCUGGGGUAGCACCGAGGGGCCGGGGGCCGGCUCAGAGUGGGAGGGGGAGGAGGAGAGGCUCCACGCCAUCAGCCAGGGCCUCCCCCGCCGAGACCCGCUCCUGGCCAGGAUCUGCCUGGCCAUGUGGGAGAGCGCCGGCGCCCGCCACGGCCCGCUGGUGCUGCACGGCGCCGCCGGCAUGGGGAAGACAGCCCUGCUGGGCCAGGUGGUGCAGGAGAUGCGGCGGGUCCUGGAGGCCCGGGCGGCCGUGGUGGUCAGGCUGCUGGCCGCUCGCCACCCCCGCAGGCCCGGCCUGGACGGCGUCCUGCGCGGCGUCUGCCUGCAGGCGUGCCGGGCCUGCGGCGUGGCCCCGCCCCCCGGGCUGGGGGCGGGCGCCCCGGUGGAGCUUCUGUUCCGGAGCGUCCUGGAGCAGGCGUCCCAGCAGGGCCGCACGCUGCUGGUGGUCCUGGACGCCGUGGAGCAGCUGGACGCCCGCCACCACAGCCUGGGCUGGCUGCCCGCCGCCAUCCCGCCCGGCGUGCACCUGCUGGUCGCCGUGGACACCAGCAGCGAGGCGUUUGCCCGCGCGCGGCGGCGGGCGGACGCGCGCCUCUUCGAGCUGCCGCCGCUGGCCUGCGAGGAGGGCCGGCGCAUCAUGGAGGCGCAGCUGCGAGCACGCCGGCGCUCGCUGAGCGGCCAGCAGCAGCACGCCGUGCUGCAGAGCUUCACGCCGGCCGGCUGCCCGCUCCAGCUCAGGACGGCUCUGGCCAUCGCCGGCCGCUGGGCGUCCUUCACGCCGCAGAGCGAGCUGCGGCUGGGCGCCAGCACACAGGAAGUGAUGUCACAGCUCCUGCUGUGGCUGGAGGAGAGACACGGGAGGGGGCUGGUGGGCGGGGCUUUGGGCUACAUCGCUUUGGCAAGGGAGGGGCUGCUGGAGGCAGAACUGCGUGAUGUCAUGUCCCUGGAUGAUGACGUCAUCAGGGAGGUGUACGCGCACGCGCUCCCUCCCACCCCCUCGCUGAUCCGGCUGCCCCCCCUGCUCUGGGCCAGGCUCAGGCGGGACCUCCAGGACCAGCUGGAGGAUCGAUGGACUCAUGGAGUUUGUGCCCUGGCCUUCAGCAGCCGGAGCCUGUCUGAGGCGGUCACGGCUCGCUACCUGACAUCGGAGCGGCGGCGGCGCGGCCACGGCGUGCUGGCUGAGUACUUCCUGGGUCGCUGGGCGGGGAGGCUGAAGCCGGCCGCCCUGCCCGAGCUGUCCCUGCUGCUGGCAGACAGGAAGGUCCCGCCCCAGCCUUUGUGGUUUGCUCCGGGAUUGGCUAACGUCAGGAAGGUCCAGGAGCUGCCGUACCACCUGCUGCACGCCGGCCUGUGGGAGGAGCUACGGCAGGAGGUCAUAGGCUGUGCUGACUGGCUGUUCUGUGCCAUCCGGGUCUGUGGGGUUUCCAGACUGAUCGAAGACCUGGACCAGUGCUCCCACCACAUGGACUGCCCUGAGACGGGCCUGGUCCGAGACGCUCUGGUCCUGAUGAGGCCCAGUCUGGACUCCCUGGACGGUCACAUGGAUGGGUCUCUGUUUUACUCGGAGCUGCUGGCCCGCCUCUCCCCGCUAAGCCCCGCCUUCCCCGCCCUCAUUGGCCAGCUCUGCUGCCAAUGCGACGAGUGGUUCCAGACGUGUCCAGAACCGGUCCUCAUCCCGAAGAGCGGCUUCCUGCAGCAGCCGGGGGGGCCACUGAAGCACACGCUGGGGAUGGAUAGCCCCGCCCACUGCCUGUCAUUGGCUGCUGACGGCUGUCUGAGGAAGUGGAGUCUGACGAACGGCCAACAGCUGCUCUGCAUCCAGGAGGCGGUGCCGGUGGACUCCGCCCCUUCCUCCGUUAGCCUCCACCUAUCGGAGCAGCUGCUGUUUGUUCACACCAGGACUCAGGUGAAGGUGUGGAGGUCGGAUGGAGAGGAACUCCACCCCAGGGGCACCGACCGGGUUUUGCUGGUUCUGGGGGUUCUGGGAGAGUCUGUGGUGUCCCUGAGUGAGCCGGGUCAGGUCAGAAUUUCUGACCCAGUCAAUGGGUCUGAAUCGGUGGAGGCUUGGCUGGAGGACUCAGUGGGGGGUGUGACUCCAACAAACUGGGUGACGCUGCCCAAAGGAGGGACAGUGGUUGUGGUGUCAGCGGAAGGAUUCCUGUAUCAGAUCUCCAGGACGGGCAAACACUCCGCCGCUGAGUUUCCUCUGCGUCCCUCUCUGCUCUCAGCUUCUGAGGAUGAGAAAAUCCUGAUAGCAGGCUGUGAGCGCACUCUGAGCCUCUUCCACCUCAGCAGCCACUCUGUGGACGGGUUCCUGGACCUGCACCACGACGACAGCGUUCUGUCUGCCUGCGUGUCCUCAGACGGCCGGCAGGUGGCCUCCGGGGCGGCCGACCAGCUCGUCAGAAUCUGGUCGGUGACCACCGGGGCGCUGCUGGACUCGCUGUGUGGCUCGGACGCCCCCGUCACCAGCGUGCUUUUCCUCGGAGGCCUGGUGGCGUCGGCCUCGGCGGCGGCGGCCUGCGUCCGCCUCUGGAGUCUGAGUUACGACCCCCAGCACAGACCAGCCGCCCACAUCCCCGCAGGCUCCGCCCACGCCGCCCUCACCACAGACGGCGACCGGGUUUUCUACCGUCUGCCCGUCUCCGCUGAGGUCAGCUGCCUGGAGCUGGCCCACAGCAAGCGCCUGCUGCUCUGCGGGCUGACCAGCGGUACCGUGCUCAUCUACCCGCUGGACCACCCCCAGGAGACGCUCUGCAUCCCCCCCCCGGAGAGCCUGUCCGCCGUGCUGCGCCUGGCCCUCAGCCCCCCGGAGCAGCACCUGCUGGUGGCCUACCGGGACUCCCUGAGCCUGUUUGAGGUCUCCACCAGAGACGGCUUCCCCACGGUGGAGGGGCCCCUGCAGAGGCUCCGCCUCCCGCCCGCCGUGGCGCCGCCCACCGCCGUGGCGCUGCUGCCCGGGCGCCGGCUGCUCUACGGCACGGGCUGCGGGGCCGUGAGGCUGCACGACUUCUCCAGCGGGGGGGGCUCGGAGCUGCUGCCCCACCGGAGCGCCGUCUCCUGCGUGACGGCGAGCAACUGGGGGGGGCACGCCCUGGUGGGCUCCGAGGACGGCGUGCAGAGGCUGUGGGCCCUGAGCCCGCUGCUCCUGGACCACACCAUGGAGUACAAGGGCGUGUCCUUCCAGGGCGUCCUCUGCGCCGCCUUCUCCGAGAGCGACCGCUUCGUCUUCACCGGGUCCCGGGACAAAACCGUCAAAGUCUGGGAUGUGGCCUCAGGACAGCUGCUGUACGUCCAGGACGUGUACUCCCCCGUGGUUCGCAUGGUGACGCUCAGGAACGGCUUCGUGGCCCUGUCCCAGCAGGGUUUGGUCAUCAGGGAGGCGUUUCGCUGUCCAGACCACAUCAGUCCGGACUACAGCCCCCUGAAGGGCAGCAGGGCCCAGUACCAGGUCACCUCCAGGGAGAGAGGCCAGGACCCGGAGCAGAGCUCCCCGUCUGAGCUGAAGGACUUCAACCCGGCCCAGAUCAACCUCAACCUCUCCAGCAUGCUGGGGGCCAGGCCCUCCUCCGCCUGCACCGUACUGUAG